GGAAAGUAGAAAGUAAAAAGAUAAAAAAGACAAUCAAAAAAAGAGAUUGGGAAGACAUUAUGUGUUGGAGUCAUCUAAGAGACGCCUUAAAAUUUCAUUAAAAACAUCGAAGACAUUUUAUAAAACAACCAGAAAGACAUUCGUGUAACGUUCUCUUAAAAAAACAUAUCUGUGAGACAUAGUGUCUCAUUAGACACAUAUGUUAUCUGGGAUGAUGAAAUAAAAAUUUGCAAUUGCGCAUGCUAUAUUUUGUCAAUCCGAUAAUACACCAAUAGCGUGCUCUUAUUAUAAUUCAUAUAUUCGAGAAUCGCAUAUACGCCUAUACGAGAAUCUAUUUCCUUUCACGCAAGUAGAAUGUAAACAACGGUUUAAAAAAUAUGCGUUACAAUAAAAUAAUAAUUUCGCUUUUUUAAUGCUCUCUUUGUUGUCCACUGUUAUUGUCCGUUAUUCCAUAACGGUUCCAGAGAGAGCGUUGUUUCCAAGGGAGACUAUUAUAUUACAGCUGCGAUGCUGUAAAGUGAUUAAUUACUUAUACCAAUAAGCUUGUAAAAUUGUUAUUGCACGUUCGUUACCUGCCGCUAAUCAGCGGCAACAAAAAGGCAUUAUUUAUAAAUAACUCCGUGUAUAGGAUUUUCCCUGUAAUUAAUAUAAGAUAUUAAUCCUAUUAUUUGUAUAACGGAAACAAUUAAAUACGCAAUGAUCGCGUUUUCGCAGUUUUCUAAUAAAAUCUCAUUCGAUCGAUACUUAACGCAAUUAAAUAAUAUAGAAUGUUACCAGUAUGUUUAAUCUUUCUCGUAUAAAUAUUGCGACAUUCGAAUUAAUUAAAAUGGCAUUUAAAUGUCAAAUAGAAAUUGUCAGCACAAGUGCCGCGAACGCGGCGCCAAUGUUUUCGCUUUAUUUUUCGAAAAUCUUGCAACAACGUACGAUAAAAUAGUUACAAAUCUUAUUGUCAUAUUAAUCGUUAUAUCAUCAAUUCUAUUAACUUGUCGUAUAAUGAAAUAGAUAAUCGAGAGACGCACAAUGCCAUUUCGUACCGAGUAAGUGUACCGAUACAAUAACGCCACGAGAUAUUAGAUAUUGCCUCUUCGAAACGUGCCUACAUUGCACAACUCGAAGGAUUACAUCGUAGCUGUAUUAUAUCUUCAUGUUAAUUGGGUUAAAUUUAAGUCGCUAUCUCGAAUAAUCAAGCAUGCGUAAUAAUUUGCGGAUGGCACGUGCACAGAAAAAUUAUUCGAUGUUUAUUCUACCUGUCCUUCGUCCGAACUAACUUACUAGUAAUAAGCAAACACAUUCUCAUGUGGAACAAGUGGGGACAGAGAGCGACAGAUUUGACACGAAUCGCUGAUAAGGAAAGCGCUGAUAAAGUGACAUAUAUAAUCUACGGCGCCAUGAAUGCGUUCUUAUUCCAUCUGAAAUGCAUUAAAAUUCGGGUGUCGUUAGGCUCGUGGAAAUUCGCCAUCUUCUCUGGUAGCAUUAGUGCGUUUCAUCGUUAUCUCUUCGUAGGAUAAGAAGAAAUAAAAGAUGGAGCAAUCCCGUGUUAAACGGUGGCCUCAAUAUCUAGCAGCGAUUACAGCUACUCUAUCGCUGGCAGCUACCGGAUCUCAUAUAGGCUGGACGUCACCCACCUUGCCAAUACUGAAAUCAUCCGAUUCCCAUGUCCCGAUAACGUCCGACGACGCCUCCUGGAUCGCUUCUUUCUACCUUUUGGGCACCAUUCCCGGAUGCAUCGUGGCGGCAUUGAUCGUAGAUCGGCUAGGUCGCAAGAUGAGCCUGCUGGUAGGCGGCAUACCUCUGUCUCUCUCGUUCAUUCUGAUCAUUAUAGCGUGGAAUCCCUACGUUCUCUACGCCGCUCGCGGUAUCGGUGGUAUCGGCCAGGGCAUAGCGUACGUCAUCUGUCCGAUGUACAUCGGCGAGAUCGCCGACAAGGAGAUCAGGGGUACCCUCGGCUCUUUCAUCAAGCUGAUGGUGACUUUCGGAGAGUUGUACGCUCACGCGAUCGGUCCGUUUGUCUCCUAUCAAUUGCUCGGUUACAGCUGCCUGCUCAUCCCGCUGGUAUUCUUCAUGAGCUUUCCCUGGAUGCCCGAGUCGCCGUAUUACUUACUGAUGAAGAAUCGCCAGAAAAACGCGUGGACGAACCUGAAACGUUUGAAACGUUGCGCUUCCCAGAAUCAGCUGGAGACGGACAUGGAGCAGAUGCAGAAGAUAGUCGUGCGCGAUCUCAGCGAUCGCGGCCGAUUCUGGGAUCUGUUCAGCACGCCUGGAAACCGACGCGCCGUCAUCAUCAGUAUCGGCCUGCAGUUCGUCCUUCAGUUCAGCGGCAUCGCCGCGGUCGAAUCGUACACUCAGGAGAUCCUCGAGGAAGGCGACGCGGGUCUGCCCGCGAGUAACUCCGUCAUCCUGUUGAGCGCACUUCAACUGAUCGCCGGCCUCGGAGCGGUGGUUCUGGUCGAUAAACUCGGCAGACGACCGUUACUCAUCACCACCUCUUUUCUAGCUGGAGUCGCCCUGACCAUCGCUGGUGUCUUUUAUCUCGUAAAAUGCCAAUUCGGCGUGGACACGCUCGGAUACGGCUGGCUGCUUCACUCCUCCGUGAUAUUCUACGAGCUUAUCAUCGCUUUGGGCCUGAAUCCGUUGUCCUACAUGAUGCUGGGCGAGCUGUUCCCGACAAAUGUCAAGGGCGCCGCCGUGUCGUUGGCCAAUCUGGUGUCUUCGUUGCUGGCCUUCAUCGUCUCCAAGAUGUAUCAAGUCAUCUCCGACAAUUUGGGAGUGUACGCGGCCUUCGGCUGGUUCGCCACCAGCUGCUACAUCGGCGUAUUCUUCAUCGCGCUGAUCGUUCCCGAAACCAAAGGCAAGUCGCUGCUGGAAAUUCAGGAGGAGCUCAACUACAAGGAGAUAAAAAAGAAGAGCGGUGCGAAAGGCGAGCAGCAAAUCCAACAAAUAAGUACGAUUGCUUAGGAUUAUGAUUGCUCGAUAGGCGCAAGUAAGGCCGCCGCGAUGCUUAUGAAGAAUUCACGCGGGAUAAUUUUUAAACGAUAGAAAUAAGCGAUGCGCGUUUCCUGGAUUAUGGGACGUUUGACAGGGAACCUUGAAGCGGCUGAUCGCCAUUCCGGUUACGUCCGGAUCGAUCAUAAAAGAGGGCGAGAGAUAUUUCCAACGAUCCUCGGUAAGAUCAAUUGCAAUAUUUGAAUACACAUUCGGAUUGACGUAUUUCGUAAUUACACAUUCGGAUUGACGUAAUUAAUUAGUAACGAGACGUUUUCGCUCGCAAAAUUUAAAUAGAAACGAAUUAUUACCGUUUGCAAAUCAUUCGAGAGAGCCGGAGAGCAUUCCCUGUCAAAGGUCGACGAUUUACACGCUCCUUCAUAGAAAAAAUUCGAAAGAAAAUUUCAAGACUCUCUAUGUUGCUAGUUACAGAGUCAGUCCCUUGCGUUUUGAUUUGAAUCUGCUUUACGAAUUUUUUUUAUUUUCUACACUUUACUGAAACUGAAUGAAUGGAAUUUGAAUCACAAUUUAAUUAUUAGAAUACGGAGAAAAGAUUCCUCAGAGAAAAGCUAGUUUAUAAGAUUUUAAUAGUUAAGAAAGGGCUCUUAUAUUCCAUUGAAGAAGGCGCUUCGAUUGAAGUAACGAGAUCGCCAAAGGAGCAUUUUCCCGAUCUAGAUAUCAUCGUGUGCGAUGUUAUAAUUAGAGAGAACUCGCGAUAAUGACGUAUAUCUGUUUGGAUUGCAUUAAUUUACACUUUAAACGCGCAAAUAGGUGCCUGUCAGUUGUGUAAACGUUUUAUUAAUUCGAGAGUGAUAUCUCACAGUUCAAACACCUUAAUUCAAAAACGCGUGUCGAAUUACGCAGAAUUCGACAGGAUAAUAAUGACGUAAAUUGUGCACUAUUAUUCUUUGUUAUCAUUAUAGCAACACGUGAAAGCCGAGUUUUAUUUAUACACAUAUUGCACGCAAGUCGAGUGGAAGACUUCAGCGUACGCAGCAGUUGCAGCAGUUGUCUGUUAUCGGAGUGUAUUUUUAUGUGUCAAAACAAAUAUGGUUCUUUAAGAACCGAUCAUUCAACUGCCGUGCUCGCUGAACGUUUUCUUUUGUAGCACUUGUAUAGGCGACUGUAUAUGGUCGUUGUUUGCUCGGUCGACUUUGAAACAUUAACUCGAUCGGCGAAAAAUCUCGAUUUGGCGAAGAAAUCUCGGCCGAAUAAUGCGAAUUUACAAUGUGUCCGGUGGUUUCCGAAGAAUCGUUUCAAGGGGAGCCGUUCCUUCGGAAGUCAUCGUGCAUUCAACGUGCGUUAUAGCUAGGGUCCCGAAUUAUGGAAGAGCAAUCUUGCAUGACCACCUUUACUCCCUUUUAGGCAGGGUUAAACUGAAGCUUGAGACUGAUAGUUUUUAAUUAAUCGUAAAGUAUUUAUUUGUCGCUAUGGCCGAGCUCCGAACAGGCACAAAGAUUUUCGCGGAAAAUUCCACGCGGAAAGAAUCCGUCGCCUUUAAUUCCGCACGAUAAUGUAUCUUUCGCGAUAAGAUAUAUCCUUGAACAAUUUUGCAUCUUGAACGUGAUCUGAACGUGAAGAAUCUCUGGUGGUAUACAACAAGAGUAAUUGAAGAUACAAUAAGAAAUAAAAUAAUAAUGGAGAGAGCGAGAGUGGGGUGCAAAGAAUCUCUGAAGAAGCAAAAGAUAUAAGGAAGGAAAUAGCAAAGUCCUGUUCGGCGCGACGCUAUGGCGAUUAGAAACAUCUUUCUUAUCCCUUUAAGGCAGGGUGCAAAGCAACACUUGAUAUAACGCUUACGAUUAAACGUUAUUGAAGAAUAGCGCGUGUGAUCCGCGCGUAACUCUCAAACGGGUAUACGCGCGCACGCCUAUAUGGCCCUGAUGCAAGAAGGAUUUAGACGAGCACUGUGGCAUGACUAACUUUUAUUUCCCUUUCAGGCAGGGUGAGAGACAUACGUACGUUAUAGAAAUAGCUUCGGCGUAGAAUAUAACUGGCCCGUUAUUAGAGUUAAAGACAACACUCGCGCACGUGUUCCGACAUGCGUGAUUAUAUACUUACCCGGAGUACCCGGGUUGCGUGCUCCCGCGUGUAAAUGGUCGUCAAUAAUAAACGGUCGUCCGAAACGUGGAAAAUCCCAAAUUGCUCUCACGAUCGACCUGAUGGCAGAUCCGCGCCCAAGGGGCAAGAAGGGAAGGGAAAGUUUAUUCUUGAUCCUGCCGACGCGAUCCACCUGUUACGUAGACCGAAGAACCUAGAUAUGUUUGAUGAGCAAACAGAGCGAAAGCGUUGAAUGAAUGGACAUCACAUUUCGUUACGAAAAUAAUUCGCGGACAGAGUCGGUUAUUCGCCUUUAUCAUUUACGGCCACGUUGCGCGCGCGGAGCGCGUUAUAUUUGAUAAGCUACACCUUAACUCGAGUGUCAAGUAUAUGUUCGUGCUAUUGCAUGACUCUCUACACGUCCCUUUUAGGCAGGGUUCAAACGCCAAUCGAACCUCCACCUCGAUCCCACAGAUUUCUACAAUGUAGAAGUUUGCAAUUGACGUUGACAAAUAAAGAAACUCACCGUUUUGAUCUGCAGA
Temnothorax curvispinosus is the source of this 5561-nucleotide messenger RNA. RefSeq names its product facilitated trehalose transporter Tret1-2 homolog. NCBI's taxonomy places the organism in Eukaryota, Metazoa, Arthropoda, Insecta, Hymenoptera, Formicidae. Gene Ontology annotation, cellular component: membrane. The transcript is spliced from 3 exons. Gene Ontology annotation, biological process: transmembrane transport. Gene Ontology annotation, molecular function: transmembrane transporter activity. Bases 1522 to 2955 code for a protein of 477 amino acids. The record is from RefSeq and is a predicted model, not a curated record.